Messenger RNA from Dendronephthya gigantea, 665 nucleotides. RefSeq lists its product as uncharacterized. The record is from RefSeq and is a predicted model, not a curated record. Bases 19 to 486 code for a protein of 155 amino acids. NCBI's taxonomy places the organism in Eukaryota, Metazoa, Cnidaria, Anthozoa, Malacalcyonacea, Nephtheidae. The transcript is spliced from 2 exons.
CCAAGGAAAAAGAGAAGAAUGUGCAUGCGAAGCAGAAGGGAAAGGUUGUUGGAAAGGCGAUUAAAAGUUGUAACAGAUGAAGAACAGGAAGAAUUUGGCGCAAUUCUGAAAGUAGGGUACAUGUCAGAGGAUGAAGAUGACACUGAUGGGGAAGGUUGGCGCCACUUGGAAUUGCCUUGGAGAGCGAACAAUGUGACGCAGUUCCUUAGGACUUUGGACAGUCGAAUUAAGGAUACGAAGAAAGAAUUUAUGAAAGAACGGACAAAGAGAACCAGUUCUGGGUUAUCUUUUAAGAAAGCGCCUAAAGAUGCUCCUACAUGGGCUGUGAAGCAAUCUCUGCGGACAGAAUUUAAUAAGUCAGCCAGUGCAUCUCGUGGGGGAACUGCGUUACGGACGCGAGGAGGGAGGGGUGUAAGAACGCGCGGAGGUGUGCGACGAUCUAUUUCGUACUCUGCAAAAGACGUACUUAGCUCUUUUACUGAUUAAUCUGUAUAUCUGCAAAUUAAAUGGCAAAAAAUUACUUUAGAAAAUGAUGUGUUUACAUGCAUGAAUUGAGGUUGCAACAGAAUAAUAUUUCGGGAUUUUUUGUAUACUAUUUUUGGUUUACUAGUAAGUAAUUUUUGAGUUAAGUGCAUGUUCAUCAUUAUAGCUUAAGAUUUGAUUUC